AUGGGGGCCUCACAGCCACUUAACUCGCUACUGCACAACAUACUCAACAACUCCUAUCUCCCCCCAUUACGCUCGCCCACCUCUUCGUCUGUGCCUAAUUGCCGAAUCGUCCUGCCUGUUUCAGUGGAGGAGUAUCAAUUGGGGCAGCUGUAUACGGUUGCAGAAGCCAGCAAAAACAAUACCGGCGGAGGAGAGGGUGUUGAAGUGCUGGCCAAUGAGCCCUAUGAAAAAGAUGGAGAGAAGGGACAGUAUACCCACAAGAUCUACCACCUGAACAGUAAAGUUCCACGAUUAGUGAGGGCACUGGCGCCAAAGGGCUCUCUUGAGAUUCAUGAAAAGGCCUGGAAUGCAUAUCCCUACUGCAGAACCAUUCUCACUAAUGACUACUUGAAAGACAAUUUUCAAAUUAAGAUUGAGACAUGGCACAAGCCGGACAUGGGAGAACAGGAGAACAUACAUGGACUAGAGAAAAGUGAGUGGGAGAAAGUUGAAGUUGUAAAUAUCGACAUUGCUGACAGAAAUUGUAUAAGUCCGAAGGAGUACAAAGAAGAUCAGGAUCCAGCCAAAUUUAAGUCAGAAAAAACGGGAAGAGGGCCUCUCGGACCAGAAUGGAAGAAAGAAGUUCAGAACGACCCCACCUGUCCACAUAUGUGUGCCUAUAAAUUGGCCACAGUAAAAUUCAAGUGGAUGGGCUUGGCGGGCAAGAUAGAGAGCCUGAUUCAGAGGGCUCAGAGGCGUCUCUUCACCCACUUCCACAGACAGCUCUUCUGCUUGAUCGAUAAGUGGAUUGAUCUUUCAAUGGAUGACAUCAGGAAAAUUGAGGAUGACACAAAGAAAGAACUGGAUGAGAUGAGGCAAAAUAGUGAGUGCAAAGGCAUGGACAUGGAAGAAUAA
Nerophis lumbriciformis (worm pipefish) is the source of this 894-nucleotide messenger RNA. Lineage: Eukaryota; Metazoa; Chordata; Actinopteri; Syngnathiformes; Syngnathidae. The record is from RefSeq and is a predicted model, not a curated record.